Molecule: messenger RNA, 420 nt
Organism: Cylindrotheca closterium
Lineage: Eukaryota; Bacillariophyta; Bacillariophyceae; Bacillariales; Bacillariaceae
Source: the annotation of a GenBank genome assembly
AUGUCAGAUUCUUCGGAGCAAGAGAUUCAAUACUUCGAGGCCAAAUACUUGGACCCCAAGUUCCCAAUUGUCAAGGCAGACCCCACUGUCGAUGACGUGAUCAAAUCCAUGCGCAGUGGCGACUAUUUGUUCAUGUCGGGUGCCGUCGCCGGAACCUGGGGAUAUGGUUUCCUGUUGGGAAAACCCGUCCGUGGCCCCACUGCUGCCAUGUGCGCUUCGGCUGGUUUCACUUUUGGAAUGUUUUACACCAUGCAGACGGUCCGCUCUCGAUUGCUCGGAUACCGUGAAAACGCCAAGGAAGUCAAGAAGUGGGGAUUAGCCCCCGUCCAACCACGACUAUACAGCAUUGGCGACAGACGAUUCCCUACUCGUCAAUCAAUGCUUUCGACUCCUCCAUUGAAUUGGGACAACUAUGACUAA